Vollenhovia emeryi is the source of this 2574-nucleotide messenger RNA. RefSeq names its product protein no-on-transient A-like. Gene Ontology annotation, molecular function: RNA binding. Bases 16 to 1650 code for a protein of 544 amino acids. The record is from RefSeq and is a predicted model, not a curated record. Gene Ontology annotation, cellular component: nucleus. The transcript has 9 exons. Gene Ontology annotation, biological process: regulation of DNA-templated transcription. NCBI's taxonomy places the organism in Eukaryota, Metazoa, Arthropoda, Insecta, Hymenoptera, Formicidae.
UUACAAUUUUUACAGAUGAAAAUGAACGACUCCAUGGAUGGAGGAAUGGAUAAUCCUAUGCCCGAAGGGAUGGGCGGUGGCAUGGGUGGCGGUAUGGGCGGCGGUAUGGGAGGCGGCAUGGGAGGCGGCAUGGGAGGUGGUAUGGGAGGCGGCAUGGGUAUGGGUCGCGGCGGUGUGAUGCGAGGAGGCGGAAGAGGUCGCGGUGGCGGCGAUAGAAAUAUGGCUAGCAGGUCGCAAGACAGACAGGCAGUCGACGGUGUGAUGCGAGGAGGCGGAAGAGGUGGACGUGGCGGCGGCGAUAGAAAUAUGGCUAGCAGGUCGCAAGACGAUCGAUUGAUGGAACGCGUCAUGGCUAUCAGCGGACCCACUCACGAGCUCCCGCCGCAGGAUACGACGGAGAAGAAGUUCAGCGGCCGGAAUCGUUUGUACGUUGGAAAUUUGACGAACGACGUGAGCGAGGAAGAGAUACAGACCAUGUUCCAGAAGUUUGGAGAGAUAUCAGAGUUGUUUGUGAACAAGGAAAAAAGUUUUGCUUUUCUCAGAAUGGAUUACAAAGCGAAUGCUGAUACGGCUAAGCGUGAACUGGAUGGUUCAAUGCGCAAAGGUCGUGCGCUGAAGGUACGCUUCGCCCCCCAUUCGUCGACAAUCAAAAUAAAGAAUCUUACACCUUGGACAUCCAACGAACUCCUUGAGAGAGCCUUCGGUGUAUUUGGCGAAAUAGAGCGUGCGAUAGUAAAAGUUGACGACAGAGGUAAAAGUACUGGUGAAGGAAUUGUCGAGUUUUGCCGGAAACCGUCUGCUCAAUUAGCCCUGAGGAAAUGCACGGAGGGCUGCUAUUUUGUUACUGCUUCUCUUCGACCAGUAGUCGUUGAGCCGUUUGAACAGCAAGAUGACGUGGACGGCUACCCCGAUAAGAAUUUACCACGCAAGAAUCCGGAUUUUUUCAAAGCACGUGAGAUCGGACCGCGCUUCGCGCAAGUAGGUAGCUUCGAGCACGAGUACGGUACGAGAUGGAAGCAGUUGCACGAAUUGUACAAGCAGAAGGAAGAAGCACUUAAACGAGAGAUGGCGAUGGAAGAAGAAAAGCUGGAAGCCCAAAUGGAGUUCGCGCGAUAUGAACACGAGACGGAACUUCUGAGAGAACAACUGCGAAUGCGCGAGGCGGAUCGCGAGAGGCAAAAGAGAGAAUGGGAGAUGAAGGAGCGACAGGCCGAAGAGCAGAGAACGCGUGAGGAGGAGUUGAGACGGCGCCAACAAGAAGAAAUGGCGAUACGUAUCAGGAGACAAGAAGAGGAAUUGCAUAGACGUCAACAGGAAAACAAUUUGUUUAUGCAGGAGCAGGCAAUUCGCAGUGGUGGUGGCAAAAGUUAUGAUUCAGUCAGUAGCAAUGAUCGUGAUGGAUACGGCCAACCUGAUGGUGGAAGCGGCAUGCCAGUGGAUCCGAAGUCAUUUAUGGACGCGUACAAUAUGGACCGCGGUAAUCGAGGGGGUUAUAAUGAUGAUCGCGGGCAAAUAAUGGAUUUAAUGGACAUGAGGGUUGACAUGGGUAACAUGGGUGGUGGUCGCGGAGGUAGCGGUGGUAGUGGACGUUGGCAGGGAAAUGACAGAAAUCGCCCGGACGAUUAUCCCUCCAAACGCCGACGAUAUUAAACAUUUGCGCAGUACGAAAUCUUACUUCGCUGAUUACUUAGCGCUCUGCAAGCAUCGUGCUAUGUCCUUCGUUCAUCCCUCACUUUCAUAUUGUUCACCUUGAUAAUCAACGAGGCAAUGGGGGAGGAGGAGUAGUUGAGAAAGUCUAAUAUUCGCGAGUAAGAUGGUGGACAGCAGCAGCAUUAAUAUAUACCGAUUUCGAAAAUUGCGCCUGAGAAUGAACGAUGAUGCGAAGAGUUUGGACUUGAAACAUUAAUUAUUAAUGUUUUGAUACUUUUGACGGAUUCUGUGUCCCAGAUGACAUUUCUUCUCGAUCAUGUACUCCGAUUGAAUAUCGAUAACGAUAUUGAUGUUAUUGAAACGUUUUAGUCAUCGGUUUGUUGUACGCAGUUGGGAAAAAAGGAGUCUGCUUUAAAUUGCCAUUUUUACGUUGAGAUUAACGCAAAAUAUCAUCAAUUGAGAAGCAAUAUUCAACACCCCGAUAUACAUAUUAUUGGACACAAUUAAUUCCGCAAUUUUAUCUUCGACUCCGAAUCCUGGAUUGAACAUUACAAAUUAGAGUCUUACUUCAUAAUUAGUAUUUGUAUUUUGUAUUUGUGAUAUACAAGUAAAAAUGAGAUACGGUAUUGUAUGUCCAUAUAGAUAUUAGACGUGGAUCAGUAAUUUGAAUUUUCAUACUCCGCUUAUAUCACAAAUAUAAGAUGCAUACAUUUAUUAUCAAGUAAGAUUCGAAGUUACUUUAAAGGUCUUGGGAGAUUGGAAUAAUAAUUAAGAUAAUACCAUAAUUUUUUACCCUACAAUAUGGUUUCGUUCUGAAUUCCUUUAUUAACUCGUUCAUUCUAAAUUUGUACUGUACCAUUUAAUAAUUAUUUUGAUAAAAAAAAGCAUACCAUAUAUUAUUUAUCAUUAAAAAGAACUAUUCUU